CUCUGCGGCUUUGACAAAAACAAAAUUCAUUUUCACUCAAGUUUAACUUUUGUAAUUGUAUUGUACGUAAAAUAAAUAAAACAAAACAUGCCAGCUGAAAAUCUGGAGGAGCAAGGUCUGGAGAAGAACCCCAACUUGGAGUUGGCACAAACAAAGUUCUUGCUAACGCUUGCGGAGCACAAACAAGAUGCAGCACUCAAAAAUAAACUCUUGGAUGCAAUUCGUGCCGACAAUAUGGCUCCAUGGUACGAACACAUAUGUACCGAAUUAAACUGGGCGCUGGACAAGGACAUGUUGGCACGUAUGCGCGAACAAAAUCGCAUUGCUGUGGAACAGCUAGAUGCUGCCAUUGAGGAUGCUGAGAAGAAUUUGGGCGAGAUGGAAGUGCGCGAGGCGAACCUUAAGAAGUCCGAGUACUUGUGUCGCAUAGGUGAUAAGGCUGCUGCAGAGACUGCAUUUCGUAAAACGUACGAGAAGACUGUUUCCCUGGGUCAUCGUCUGGACAUUGUCUUUCAUCUCAUACGCCUAGGCUUGUUCUAUUUAGAUCACGAUUUAAUUACACGCAACAUCGAUAAGGCAAAGUAUCUGAUUGAGGAGGGCGGCGACUGGGAUCGUCGUAAUCGUCUGAAGGUAUACCAGGGCAUCUAUUCGGUGGCAGUGCGCGACUUCAAGGCAGCGGCUACCUUUUUCUUGGACACCGUUAGCACCUUUACCUCAUAUGAGCUCAUGGACUAUCCCACAUUUGUGCGAUAUACUGUGUAUGUGGCCAUGAUAGCGCUGCCUCGUAAUGAACUGCGGGAGAAGGUGGUCAAGGGAUCUGAGAUUCAAGAGGUGCUACAUGGUCUGCCCGACGUGAAGCAGUUCCUAUUCUCGCUCUUCAACUGCCAGUACGAACACUUCUAUGUGCACUUGGCCCAGGUAGAGAAGGAGCUGAGACAGGAUUACCUAGUGCAUCCACACUAUCGUUACUAUGUGCGUGAGAUGCGCAUCUUGGGUUACACGCAGCUCUUGGAAUCAUAUCGUUCGCUUACGCUGCAGUACAUGGCCGAGGCAUUUGGUGUCACUGUGGAUUACAUCGAUCAGGAGCUAUCACGUUUUAUUGCCGCUGGACGCUUGCACGCGAAAGUGGAUCGUGUGGGUGGCAUUGUGGAAACGAAUCGCCCAGAUAACAAAAAUUGGCAAUAUCAGGCCACCAUCAAGCAGGGUGAUCUUCUACUCAACCGUAUUCAGAAGCUCAGUCGUGUUAUUAAUAUUUAAGUUCGAUAUUGCACAUCAAAUAAACAUUUAUUAACAAUUA
Messenger RNA from Drosophila busckii, 1297 nucleotides. It is a transcript of the gene Rpn7, whose product is annotated as 26S proteasome non-ATPase regulatory subunit 6. Bases 88 to 1257 code for a protein of 389 amino acids. Lineage: Eukaryota; Metazoa; Arthropoda; Insecta; Diptera; Drosophilidae. Gene Ontology annotation, biological process: proteasome-mediated ubiquitin-dependent protein catabolic process. The transcript has a single exon. Gene Ontology annotation, cellular component: proteasome regulatory particle. The record is from RefSeq and is a predicted model, not a curated record.